AUGUGCCCCCGGGGCUCGCGCCGGCAUGGAAACAGCACCUACUGCGUGCCCCGGGAGAUUGGCGGCGUCCGGUGGAAGCGGCCCUCUGACGCGACCAAGAUCAUGGGCCUGAUCUUCUACGGCCGCCGAUCAACCGUGUCCAUCCUCGACUGCUAUCUCAAGCGCAACCUGGCCAAGAACGGCGGCAUCCUCGACGGCGUCAUCUUCCUCCAGCGCACCGACGACGCAGACGAUCUCAAGUUCCUCAAGAAACUGCUUGCCAGCGAGCCCGCCUACGAGAAGUGGGAUAUCGACAUGUCCGAGGGCGGCUUUGCCUCGUCGUAUGACCGCAUCCAGGACGAUGUCAUGUAUGUCAAGAUGGACGACGAUAUUGUCUACAUCGAAGACUCUGCCAUCCCCUCCAUGGUCACGACCCGAGCCGAGCACCCCGAAUUCUACGUCGUCUCCUCAAACGUCAUCAACCAGCCCCUGAUCAGCUGGAUACACUGGAACCUCGGCGCCGUCAAGGCCUACCUCCCCGAGCUGAACAAGGCGUAUCCCGCGCCCAAGCCCGGUGAGAAGCUGGACUGGCGCCCUUCCAUGCUGCCCUCGUGGCAAGGCAGCGACGAUUUCGAAGUGAGCGAGUGGAACCCCCCGGACCACCAGAAGCACCGAUGGCUGCCUGUCAAGGGCCACACGGACCACAUUCUCGACCGCACGCCCAUCGUGGAGACUGAGUACGACCCGUUCGGACCCGGCUGGAAGAAGUGGCAGGUUGCCGCCCAGGAGCACUACAGCCUGUUUGAGAACAUUGAGAACGACAACCUGCGCCAGUAUCGCUUCGGCACCUGGGAUUUCCAGCUUAAGCGCAUGGGCAUCCAGUUUAUCGCCAUGAUGGGCAAGGACAUCAACCUCGCCAAGCCCAUUGCCGCCGACGACGAGCACCACUUUGCCGUCACCAUGCCCGAGCAGACUGGCAGACAUGCUGUUGCUGACGGCGGCGGCGUCGUGUCACACUUCAGCUUCGGUGCGCAAGCCGGCGACGAAAGAAUCGAACAGACCGACGUCCUCGACCGCUACCGAGCCUACGCCGAAGAAAACAUUUGCAAGGGGCCUAUGCUCUGGGAUCCUGUUCUCGAUAACCACGACGAGUCAUAG
Trichoderma reesei QM6a is the source of this 1137-nucleotide messenger RNA. RefSeq lists its product as uncharacterized. The record is from RefSeq and is a predicted model, not a curated record. Lineage: Eukaryota; Fungi; Ascomycota; Sordariomycetes; Hypocreales; Hypocreaceae. Bases 1 to 1137 code for a protein of 378 amino acids. The transcript is spliced from 4 exons.